AUGGACUCAUCUAACAUGAACUCAUUCGUGCAAUAUUCUGUUUGCAAUCGCGCCUACUCCUCUCCUAAAGGCGGGUACCACCACCAAGCCCUGCUGGAUCAGCACCAGGGCUUCCACGCUGCCCCCCAAGCACACAUUAACGUGUCCAGGGCUUCACUGUGCACCGGGCCGCUGGGCUACAACGUGGACUUGUACGGCGGCGGUGACGCCGAGGGCUCGAAUGAGUCGGCGGGGGCAGCGCAUCAUCAUCAUCAUCAGCAGCAGCAGCAGGCGCAUCAUGGCUACCAGCAUCAUCUUCACGACGGCCUGCAAGGUGGAUUAUUCACGUCCUAUCAGAACGGAACCACUGCUAACACCGGGGGGGCGUACGCGGAGCAGGCCUGCACCUCGAACACUGAGUACAUGACAACCGCAGGCCCCCCCAACGCCAUCCAUGCUCAGUAUUUCAUGGAGGAGUCGAUGCAGGCCUCCUCCACUUACUAUCAUCAAUCAGCCUUCCCCGCCUCGGCCCCCGCCGUCGGGCCAAGCUACGGGACCUUGGCGGGGACCUACUGCGGGACUCAGGGCGCCCAUUACCCGCCUCAUGCUGGCGCGGGCCUGGAUGCGGUGGGCUACCUGGGGGUCCCUCCCGCGGGAGGAUACGGAGAGGUGCCUGUCCCCCAGGAGCGGGAGAGGGGGGACGAGGAGAGCCUGCAAGCCGGACAGGGACAAACGUUUGACUGGAUGAAGGUGAAGAGGAACCCUCCUAAAACAGUGAAAGUGUCGGACUUGAGCGUGGCGGGUAACAACGUGAACGUGAUGCGCACCAACUUCACCACGCGGCAGCUGACCGAGUUGGAGAAGGAGUUCCACUUCAGCAAGUACUUGACGCGGGCUCGGCGCGUGGAGAUCGCCGCCACGCUGGAGCUGAACGAGACGCAGGUGAAGAUCUGGUUCCAGAACCGACGCAUGAAGCAGAAGAAGCGCGACAAGGAAGGCACGUCCGCCUCCACGCGCACCUCUUCUUCCUCUUCUUCCGGUGUGUACCGCAACGGCAGGGCCGCCAACAAGGAGCAGGACGACACGGACCAAUCCUCUUCGUCCGCAUCACCGCAAGCGUCUCCAGACUCGUAG
This is a messenger RNA of Dunckerocampus dactyliophorus (ringed pipefish), 1113 nucleotides long. RefSeq names its product homeobox protein Hox-B1a-like. Gene Ontology annotation, cellular component: nucleus. The record is from RefSeq and is a predicted model, not a curated record. Gene Ontology annotation, biological process: regulation of transcription by RNA polymerase II. Bases 1 to 1113 code for a protein of 370 amino acids. The transcript is spliced from 2 exons. Lineage: Eukaryota; Metazoa; Chordata; Actinopteri; Syngnathiformes; Syngnathidae. Gene Ontology annotation, molecular function: DNA-binding transcription factor activity, RNA polymerase II-specific; RNA polymerase II cis-regulatory region sequence-specific DNA binding.